AUGCUGAGUUCCAUCAAGUGUGUGUUGGUGGGAGACUCUGCUGUGGGGAAAACCUCUCUGUUAGUGCGCUUCACCUCAGAGACCUUCCCAGAGGCCUACAAGCCCACAGUGUAUGAAAAUACAGGUGUAGACGUCUUCAUGGAUGGCAUCCAGAUCAGCCUGGGUCUCUGGGACACAGCUGGCAAUGAUGCCUUCAGAAGUAUCCGCCCUCUGUCCUACCAGCAGGCAGACGUGGUGCUGAUGUGCUACUCCGUGGCCAACCAUAACUCCUUCCUGAACCUGAAGAACAAGUGGAUUGGUGAAAUCAGGAGCAACCUGCCCUGCACCCCCGUGCUGGUGGUGGCCACUCAGACUGACCAGCGGGAGAUGGGGCCCCACAGGGCUUCCUGCGUCAACGCUAUAGAAGGAAAGAGACUGGCCCAGGAGGUGAGAGCCAAGGGCUACCUGGAGUGCUCAGCCCUCAGCAACCGGGGGGUACAGCAGGUAUUUGAGUGUGCUGUCCGGACUGCCAUCAACCAGGCCAGGAGACGCAACAGAAGGAGGUUCUUCUCCGUUAACGAGUGCAAGAUCCUCUAAACCCCAAAGACUCCACCCAGCAGUCACUUACCGCAAAGACUAACUGGGACAGGGAGAGCAGGCAAGCCAGCAAGCGUCGAUGCUCUUUCUGGGCACGUCCUAAGCAGCCUGAAGCAGCAUGAGCCGCAGCAGGAAACCUUUCGGAUACAGUUGUUGACGAGACUUGGCUACUGGAUGUUUUUACGAAAUACACUCUAUCAAAGAACUCUUUGCCCAUUACAGUUAGAAGAUCCCUUGGGAAACUGUAAUGAAUAUUCCACCUUCGAUUAUAAAACCAAAGUGGUCUCCAUAAUUUUGGAUAAUAAAGUGAGUUUUCCAAAGAAUUCCAUAUUUAAAGACACAUUGUAUUUAAAUAAUAACAAAAUAAA
This is a messenger RNA of Lagenorhynchus albirostris (white-beaked dolphin), 944 nucleotides long. RefSeq names its product ras homolog family member H (gene RHOH). The transcript has a single exon. Lineage: Eukaryota; Metazoa; Chordata; Mammalia; Artiodactyla; Delphinidae. Bases 1 to 576 code for a protein of 191 amino acids. Gene Ontology annotation, molecular function: GTPase activity; GTP binding. The record is from RefSeq and is a predicted model, not a curated record. Gene Ontology annotation, biological process: small GTPase-mediated signal transduction.